This is a messenger RNA of Bombyx mori (domestic silkworm), 6258 nucleotides long. RefSeq names its product sodium bicarbonate cotransporter 3 (gene Ndae1). Bases 202 to 3684 code for a protein of 1160 amino acids. Lineage: Eukaryota; Metazoa; Arthropoda; Insecta; Lepidoptera; Bombycidae. Gene Ontology annotation, molecular function: monoatomic anion transmembrane transporter activity; solute:inorganic anion antiporter activity; sodium:bicarbonate symporter activity. Gene Ontology annotation, biological process: transmembrane transport; regulation of intracellular pH; bicarbonate transport. Gene Ontology annotation, cellular component: plasma membrane. The transcript is spliced from 14 exons. The record is from RefSeq and is a predicted model, not a curated record.
AGCCUCUAGAACAGGCAAGCGAUCGCGUCCCCCGCAGUUUCUGGUUUACCAAACGAAUGCUUUGUUUCUGCGUUUGGAUUUAGUUAAAAUUAAAAUACUAUCAGUUGAUAAUAAAGUGGAACAACAUAGAAUUUUGUGUGCUGUGAACUUUAGAUCGCGAUUUUGAAGAUGCAGCCUCUUUGAUCUGGUUGACCUUGGAACAUGGAGACGAGAGCUGAUGAUGAGGAAGCCCCGACCGACCCAGCAGCCAGGAAACAAACGUAUCACGAUUACACAGAGCAAGAUUUUGAAGGCCAUCGAGCCCACACAGUGUUUGUGGGUGUACACGUGCCCGCCCGCAGACACUCCCACAGGAAACACAAACACCACCACCGCAACGGGGAGAAGGAGAGCGAGAAACCAGGGCCCCCGAUAAUGUCUCGCGUCAGAAGAUUGAGCGUUACGGACGACGGAGAAACAUUGACUCCACCAGCACAGAGAGUGCAGUUCAUACUUGGCGAGGAUGUCGAUGAUAGCACACUUGAAUCUCAUCCUUUAUUUUCCGAAAUGGAAGAAUUGGUCAAAGAGGGUGACGAACUGGAAUGGAAAGAGACAGCUCGAUGGAUCAAAUUCGAAGAAGACGUCGAAGAAGGGGGCAAUCGUUGGUCUAAGCCACACGUUGCCACUUUAUCAUUGCAUUCGCUUUUCGAACUCCGCAGCCUGAUCCUAAACGGCUCUGUUAUACUGGAUAUGGAAGCUAGUUCACUAGAACAGGUAGCGGAUAAUGUAUUGAACAGCAUGGUGAACGAUGGGUCGCUUGGAUAUGACUCUAGAGAAAAAGUUAAGGAUGCACUGCUAAGACGUCACAGACAUCAACACGAAAGACGAAACCAUAACAUGUCUAGGCUACCUCUAAUUAGAUCGCUGGCCGACAUUGGCCGCAAUCACUCCUCUUGUAAAAUGGAAGAAGGCGGUACAGGAAGUGGAAAUUCUCACAAAGGAGAAUUCAGUCGUUUCCUAGGCAUCCCUAACGCGGGUGGUGCCAGCGACGAAGGCAUGGUAAAGAGUCCAAGCAGCGUUUCAAUGAAUCGCCAUCAGAGUACAGGCGAUCUCCACUUGAACGGAGAUAUAAAUCAUAAGUGUAAUUUAAAUUUUAUGAGAAAAAUUCCACCAGGAGCGGAGGCCUCCAAUAUCUUAGUUGGAGAAGUCGAUUUCCUUGAAAAAACAUUAUCAGCAUUCGUAAGACUUAAAACCGGGACCAUCAUGGGUGAUUUAACAGAAGUACCAGUCCCGACCAGGUUUAUGUUCGUUCUAUUAGGACCACCAAACAGCAAUUCGAGUUUUCAUGAAAUCGGCCGUGCUAUGGCCACAUUGAUGUCCGAUGAAAUAUUUCACGAAGUCGCUUACCGAGCUAAAAAGAGGGAUCAUUUAUUAGCUGGCAUAGAUGAAUUUCUCGAUGCUGUCACAGUUUUACCACCAGGUGAGUGGGACCCGGCCAUCCGUAUAGAACCACCAGCAGCUAUACCCUCGCAAGAUCCUCGGAAACGUCCUAAUGAUAAUCCUAAAGAUGAAUUAGACGAAGAAGAAGAGGAGCAAAAGCAAAGAGAAGAGUCAGGAUUAGCAAGAACAGGACGAUUAUUCGGUGGCCUAAUAAAUGAUCUUAAAAGAAAAAUGCCAUGGUAUUGGUCGGACUUCAAAGACGCUUUAGCUCUACAAUGCAUUGCCUCGUGGAUAUUUUUGUAUUUUGCAUGUCUAUCACCCAUAAUAACUUUUGGCGGACUACUUGGCGAGGCGACUGGAAAGAAUAUGGCAGCAAUGGAGUCUUUGGUAUCGGGAUUUGUCUGUGGAAUGGGCUAUGGUUUCUUUUCCGGACAACCGUUAACGAUUUUGGGCUCGACGGGGCCCGUAUUGGUUUUUGAAACGAUUGUAUUUGAAUUUUGCAGACAAAUAGGUUGGAAUUAUAUGUCGUUUAGAUUUUGCAUUGGGACGUGGAUCACGGUUAUUUUGAUCAUAUUGGUCGCGAUCGACGCAAGUGCGCUUGUUUGUUACAUAACAAGAUUUACAGAGGAAAAUUUUGCCACAUUAAUAGCCUUCAUUUUCAUUUAUAAGGCAGUUGAAAACGUUAUAUCUAUAGGAAAGAAAUAUCCUAUGAAGACACGCGCCGACGAAGGCUUCAAUUACGAGUGCUAUUGUUUACCAACCAAUUAUUCUAGAGUACCGGAGCAAUUUAAUUGGUCCACUGUUGAUAAGGAGUCUUGUCAGUUAAACAAUGGAACGCUAACGGGAGAAGGAUGCCAUACAAAGGAAUAUGUACCAGACGUUUUUCUGAUGUCCAUAAUACUGUUUCUAGGAACGUUCACAAUUUCAAUUAUAUUAAAGGACUUUAAAAACUCACUAUUCUUUCCAUCGAAGAUAAGACAGGUCAUAAGCGACUUUUCAGUUAUUAUUGCUAUAUUAUCAAUGUCAUUCUUGGAUUAUAAAGUUGGGGUCAAAACUCCCAAACUCGAAGUACCAUCCGAAUUAAAGCCAACGUUGCCCACGAGAGAUUGGGUUAUUACACCAUUCAAUGGAAACCCGAUAUGGUCAGCCUUGGCAGCCUUACUGCCCGCUCUAUUGGGCACCAUACUUAUUUUCAUGGACCAACAAAUAACUGCUGUUAUCGUGAAUCGUAAAGAGAACAAACUGAAGAAAGGCUGCGGCUACCAUUUGGAUUUAUUCGUUUUGGCCAUAUUAAUACAAAUCUGUUCCGUUAUGGGUUUGCCGUGGUUCGUAGCGGCCACGGUUCUUAGCAUUAAUCAUGUGAAUUCAUUGAAAGUUGAAUCGGAGUGUGCGGCUCCCGGAGAAAAGCCGCAAUUUCUAGGAGUCAGAGAGCAAAGAGUUACCCAUAUACUGAUUUUCUUGACCAUAGGCUGCUCGGUUGUAUUGACACCGGUUUUAAGGAACAUUCCCAUGCCGGUACUUUUUGGAGUCUUCUUGUAUAUGGGUGUAGCGUCACUAAAAGGCUUACAAUUUUUCGAUCGGAUUCUGAUAAUGUUUAUGCCUCAAAAAUACCAGCCAGACCACAUGUUUUUAAGACAGGUGCCUAUACGACGCGUCCAUCUUUUUACCGCAGUACAAUUAACCUGCCUCGUUUGCUUGUGGGUAAUAAAAUCUUUCUCUCUGACGUCGAUUUUAUUCCCUUUAAUGUUGGUCGUUAUGAUUGGAAUAAGAAAGUCAUUAGACUGCUUCUUUACGAGGAGGGAACUGAAAAUACUGGACGACGUGAUGCCGGAAAUGACAAAGCGAAAUCAGGACGAGCUGCGAGAACUUGGCGAUGCUGAGGAAUCAAAUAAGAGCAAUCCUCCAGCAUACCAAGAAAACCUACAGAUACCACUUAUUAAUGGAAAUAUUAUGAACAUACCGCUCACCUCUAUCAAUAUCUCAGAGGAGGUAAACAAAACUGGUAUAUGGAAACAAGUUAAUAGCAAUAAUAAGAGUCGUAACGAUCAUAAGAAUAAAUCCGGAAAGAAAAAUAAUAAACACAAAAAAAAUAUGUCGAAAAAUGCACAAACGGAAAUCGAAAGGAGACUGUCCGUAAUGGACGAAGUCGAAGAAGACGAUCCAUCGGUUAAGAGCGAUAUUGUAAGGCGCAAGGACUCGUGGAGCGGUGGAAUCAAAAAGAGUGAAUCUGGAAAAAAUAAUACGUCUGCCGAAACCUCGGUGUAACACCGUUUCGAAGUCUAAAAGGUUUAGUUUUAUUAUGGCCAAAUUUAUUUCCUACCGUCUUUUAUAGAAUCAGAUUAUAAUUUUUUGUGGCUUAUACCGGUGGACGAGCUCACAACCCGCCUGGUGUUAAGUGGUUACUGGAGCCCAUAGACAUUUACGACGUAAAUGCGCCACCCACCUUGAGAUUUAAGUUCUAAGGUCUCAAGUAUAGUUACAACGGCUGCCCCGCCCUUCAAACCGAAACGCGUUACUGCUACGCGGCAGAAUUAGGCAGGGCGGUGGUACCUACCCGUGCGGACUCACAAGAGGUCCUACCACCAGUAAAGUAUUUGUGUAUACUUUAUUUUUAAAUAUCGGUGUUAGUUUCAGAACAUAGUUGUUAAUAUUUAGUAUAAUAGGAAUAUCGUAGAUUAUAAAAAUUACUACUAAGCACCUCUGUACUGUUAUAGAUGUCUAGUCAGUACCAGGUCCGUCUUUUCCACUGGCCACUAUGGCCCAAGACCUGAAGAUCCUUGAAGGCAUCUAAUUAUGAAUGAGACCGAGGAAAAGGACCUUAUGUGCCUGUGGUAGAUUGUGCACUAACCCUUUUGCAUUCGCAUGAUGUUAAUUAAAAGUCAUGUGUCAUUAGAGACUCAAUUAUCUCCAAGUUCCAGCGCCUCCAAUAGGUUUUAGCUAUAGGUAGGUAUUUUGUAAUAAAUGUAUAACUGUAUUAUCUAAGUAGGAGGCCCUGUUAGUUACUCGCAAAAAAAAAGUGCCAAAUAUAGCAGCAGUCUCUACGUAUUAGAACAUAAUGUGUGAUGUAGGUUAGCAAAAUCAUAAGACGUAUUGUUUGUAUUCAGAAAAACGACAGUUCGUUAUAAAUAGGAAUUAUAAAAAUGUGCUAUUUUUUCUUAUCUAAAUGGAAAGCAAAACCAGACGGUCAAUAUGUGUGUCUUGGGUGAAGAAAAAGCAUAUAACAAUAUACCAGUCAAUUAGGAAUUAAAAAAUUACCAAUUAUUUUUCGAUUAAAUACCUCUAAAGAAAAUCUGAUCUUCAAGUCAGUCAAGAUUUAUACGUUAAAAAUUAUAAAUUCGACAUUUUUUUUUUUAUUAUAGACAAGAAUGUGCACAGAGUAUCUACCAACGUGUAUUCUAUGACCGAUUUGCUUCAUAGAUCACUUUGGUUUUUGGCGGGAACGCGAGGAGUGAAGUUGUGUGAUUUAUUUUAUUUUGUCUGUUUAGUGUUUCUUAAGGUUUAAAUGUGUAAUAACGGUGGUUUAUUAACUGUUUAAUAUCUGUGAAAGUGCACAAAUGUGGGAAAAUGAAACAAAGCCGCUGGACGUCACUUCUCGGGAUCCUCCAAAAAGUCCAAUGAAAAAGUCUCAGUAAAUGACCACCAUUUUACUGAGAUUAUAUUUCACCCCAUAUCAUCUCAUCUCAUUUCAUUUGAUUUCAUCCCAGUUGAUGAAUGUCUCAAAUUAAUCAUCUUCAUUUCAUUUCAUCAUUUUUCAUAAAAAUAAGAAUAUAAUAUAAAUUAAAAUAAGACAUGGACUAAAGGUCUUAGUUACCAGGUCAUAAAAUCCCCUUUAAAAAAAUCGAUCGCUUUGAAAUAUGCAGAUAGAUUAAUAAUUGAAGAGAAAACGCACUCGACAAUGAGUGUCGCAAUCGUUUAUAGAAAUCGGUAAUGUUAAGUUGUUGCCUUCCGUUGAGAAACCUCGUCAGGGGUUGUUUGAUCUAAUGUGAUGACAUCAUAACACUUGUUCUAUGGAAGAAUGUAUAUUCAAAACUGAGAACGAUACAGGACAUAAAAUAAUUCUAGAAAAUUGGAAAGAAUUGUACUUGUGUCCAGUUUGUAUGAUUUUUAAUAGGUAGACACAUUUAUUUGUAUUAAAUCAUAGUAAGUAACUCAAAAUAUUGAUAGUUUAAAUGUAUGUUUUAUGGUACUGUCUUAUUUGUUAAUCUUUAAAAACAUGUAAGUGUUUAUUUUGUAACGAUUUAAAAUCCAAAGACAAAAUUAGUUUUUAAAAUUACGUUUCGAUCUAAAAUUUAGCCUAAUAAUGAAUCUACGUAAACUGUCAAUUUACAAAAACAAAAUUAAACUUUCGAUUAUCUAAAUAAAAUUAGGUAUGAUUAGUUACAUCUUAUUUACAUAUAAAGCAUGGCGUGUAGACGUAAGAACUGUCUUACUGUCUUAUAUUAGAGACAUGUUGAAAUAGUGUCCCGCUGUAAGUGGCAAAUUACAACUCAGAAAGCCAUGAUAUGAUACGGAUGUAGCAGCUAUAAAGCGAGUGAUGUAUUAAAAAAAAAAAUCUUCAUUUUCAAGGCGCUAUUUUUGAAAUUGCACCUCUUGCUACAGUGGCGCCACCCUAAUUGGUCACUUUUAUAGUAGAAAGUGCUGUGUACCUCUACCCGAUAUACUAUAAACCAAGACUAGAAUUUAGUGAAGUAGUCGUAAUUAAGCAUUUUGAAUCAAUUAUACCAUUUAUUAUGUUAUCAUUGGUCGGUUAAAGUUAAUCAUCAAUGUUUGUACCUGGCUGUAUGUUUGUUACGGAUUUGUAUCGUUUUUAUUGAUAUUAAAUGUGGUGUGUUAACGAAA